AUGGAGUUCCUUUUCGGUUGGAUUUUUGCUAGCGUUGUCCUGUUUGUAAUAUGCUUUGCAUUUUGGCUAUUAUCUCGUGCCCCGUAUGAUCAGGUGUUGCUUUCUGCCAGCAGCAGCACGUCUUCGGCUUCCGAGAGGCCGGAACACCCUCGUGAGACGGCGAAUCCCGAUUUGACCGCCAGCGAUAAGAAGAAGACGCAUUUUAAGUUCAGGGCACCAUUGAAGGGUUCGUCGUCCUAUACUCACCCGUGGCUGGCCGGCUCCUUGAAGGGGCAUCUGUCUCGAGUGUUGGAUUUUGACUUGAGUCCUAACGGCAAGCAUCUAAUGACUUGCUCGGAAGAUCGUAGCUUGAUCUUGUGGAAUUGCUCUGACUUCUUGGAGAGGGAGCAUAAAUGCUUCAGGCUGAAUCUGGACUUGGACCACGCGCUGAAGGUGUGCUUUGCGCCUGACUCCAAGUCACUGCUGCUGUGCAUGGCGUUCGACAACACCCUAACCGUCUACAAACUGGCGAAGAAGGAAAGCCACGCGUUUCGUAUUGAACAAGUGGAAAAUGUGCAGUUCGAAAAGGUGCAUAAAGCUGAUAUCAUUGCCAUUGGCAUAUCUCCUGACGCCAAGUACAUUAUAAGUGCAUCUGGUGACACUUCGCUGGCGGUGUGGGAUUUGAAGGGCAAGAUCCUAAAAAUGGUCAACACGAAUCACGGCAAUAAUUAUUACGCGUGCAUCUCGCCGUGCAGUCGGUUCAUUGGAACUUCCGGCUUCACUCCCGACGUCAAGGUGUGGCAAGUGUUGUUCAGCAAGAACGGUGAAUUUCAGGACGUUACGCGAGCUUUUGAACUAAAGGUACGGUGCGUCGUUUUUUGCUGCAUGUAGCG
Messenger RNA from Soboliphyme baturini, 872 nucleotides. The record is from the annotation of a GenBank genome assembly. Lineage: Eukaryota; Metazoa; Nematoda; Enoplea; Dioctophymatida; Soboliphymatidae.